Molecule: messenger RNA, 4668 nt
Organism: Dovyalis caffra
Lineage: Eukaryota; Viridiplantae; Streptophyta; Magnoliopsida; Malpighiales; Salicaceae
Source: the annotation of a GenBank genome assembly
AUGGAUGAUUCCUCCUUCGAAAUUGAUUACUACUCCUCUGGCCGCUCACGAAACCGUUAUCAGCGUAGGCAACGCAGGCACCCCAGCACUCCUGUUAACUCACAGUAUGAUUCACGUUCAUUUACACAAAUAAGCUUUACACCUACUCCAAAUAGGCUGCGUCAAACUCCUCCUUCCACACCUUUCGCAACAGACGAUGAUACGUCAUGGCAAGGUGAGCUUUCAUGGCAGUUUCAGCCCACAGGGUGGAGUGAUACCCGCGGCUUGGGAGCAGCUCUUAGCCCAUGGGCAGCUAGCACCCAAUCAAAUAGUCAUAUUUUUCGAAGAUCAGCAAAUGACUACUAUCUUUCACGUACACAUGGUGGGUUUAGAAGCUUUACAAAUCCAUAUUAUGAUCAAUCUAGCUAUAUUGCUGUACCUGCUGGUAGGCUUGAGCUACAAAGCUACGUUGCUAGAGAUAAUGAGAGGUCAGCAAUUCAUCUUAGGGAUUAUAGCUCGGCUGCUUACAGGAAAUCCCAUGAUCGUUGGAUUUCAAGCCCAAGCUCGGGGUUUAUUAGGGGAGGGGCGCGCGGAAAUGCAAGUCCUUUGGCUGAUCAAGAUGAGCUUAGCAUGAUUGACUAUGACAGCGCGGAUGUUGAGAAACAGGGAGAGUUAUUGCAGACUGAUCACACUAAUCUCCAUGGCCAUGAUGAUUCUAGAUGGCUUUCGGUGUCUCAUGCUUAUAUGGAAGAUGAUGGUGUUAGUCAAUCGUACCAUGGUAUGCCACAUGGCAGGCACGAUCAUCCUGGUCGUGAAUUAUCCCUUAGCAGACAUGACGAUUUCCUCAGUGCUUAUGAUACUAAUAAAUCAACCAGUAAUUAUUAUGUUACUGAUCGUCAUCCAUAUGAUGACAUCAAUCGGGCUUCGGAGUAUGAAGAUGAAGAUUACGAUGAAGAGGAUGAUGACGAAGAAGCAGCACCAAAGCAAGUAGGGUUGUUUAGUCUGUUUAAAUACUCAACAAAAUGGGAUAUGGUUCUUGUGUUUUUGGGUUGUUUAGGAGCCCUCAUAAAUGGAGGGUCUCUUCCAUGGUAUUCUCUUCUUUUCGGAGAUUUUGUGAACAAGAUUGCUAAGGACUCUGAUGACGAAAUGAAGAAAGAAGUGACAAGGAUAUGUCUGCUUAUGACUGGACUAGCAGCAGGAGUUGUUGUUGGAGCCUAUUUAGAAAUCACUUGCUGGAGAUUGGUUGGGGAACGAUCAGCUCAUCGAAUAAGAAACAUGUAUCUAAGAGCAGUUCUAAGGCAAGACAUCACUUUCUAUGAUACGCAAGUCAGCACCAGUGAUAUUAUGCAUGGAAUUUCAAGUGAUGUUGCACAAAUCCAAGAAGUGAUGGGGGAGAAGAUGGCACAUUUUAUUCAUCAUAUAUUUACGUUCAUUUGCGGUUACGCAGUCGGGUUCAUAAGGUCAUGGAAGGUAUCUCUGGUGGUCUUCUCAGUAACUCCAUUGACGAUGUUCUGUGGCAUUGCUUACAAGGCCAUUUAUGUCGGUCUAGCUACGAAAGAAGAGGCUUCUUAUCGACAAGCUGGUGGCAUAGCUGAGCAGGCAAUUAGUUCGAUUAGAACUGUGUUUUCUUUUGUUGCCGAAGAUAAUUUGGCCAAGAAAUAUGCUGAUCUAUUGAUGAUGUCGGUGCCUAUCGGCGCAAAGAUUGGGUUUGCUAAGGGUGCAGGAAUGGGAGUUAUUUACUUGGUUACCUAUUCAACAUGGGCAUUGGCCUUCUGGUAUGGAGGUAUCCUGGUUGCGAGGGGUGAGAUAAGGGGAGGUGAUGCCAUAGCUUGCUUCUUUGGUGUCAAUGUAGGGGGAAGAGGUUUGGCAUUGUCACUAUCAUAUUUUGCUCAAUUCGCGCAAGGCACAGUAGCAGCAACCAGAGUAUAUGAAAUCAUAGACAGAAUUCCUGAUAUAGAUCCUUACAGUCCCCAUGGGAGGGUACUGUCAAGUGUCCGUGGAAGGAUCGAGUUCAAAGGCGUUACUUUCGCUUACCCAUCUCGUCCUGAAACUGUAAUUCUCCGCUCUCUCAAUCUAGUUAUUCCAUCCGCAAAGACUCUUGCAUUGGUUGGUGCUAGUGGAGGUGGCAAGUCCACCAUAUUUGCUCUCAUAGAGAGGUUCUAUGACCCCAUCCAUGGAGUAGUAACCUUGGACGGUAAUGACCUGAAGACACUGCAAGUCAAGUGGCUAAGAGGUCAAGUGGGCAUGGUUGGGCAGGAGCCAGCUCUGUUUGCCACCAGCAUACUAGAAAAUGUGAUGAUGGGAAAGGAGAAUGCCACAAAGAAAGAAGCAAUCAAUGCUUGCAUUGCUGCCAAUGCUCACAGCUUUAUCUCUGAUCUUCCUUUUGGUUAUGACACUCAGGAAAACUACUUAUGGACAGGUUGGAGACAGGGGAACCCAACUCUCAGGGGGCAAAAACAGAGAAUUGCACUAGCUAGAGCUAUGAUUAAGAAUCCUAGAAUCCUUCUCUUAGAUGAGCCCACCAGUGCCCUCGACCCACAGUCUGAAUCUGUCGUCCAGCAAGCCAUUGAUAAGAUUUCCACAAGCAGAACAACCAUUGUCAUUGCUCAUAGGCUAGCGACCGUAAGAAAUGUCAACACCAUUGUUGUUCUUGAUCAAGGCUCUGUAGUUGAAAGUGGCGACCAUCUCCAGCUAAUGGAAAAUGCUGGUGCCUACUAUGCCCUUGUCAAACUUGCCUCUGAAGCAGUUUCAAAACCUGCAUCGAAACAGAAGGAAGCUUCCAAGGAUACCGAGUUCUCUACGUACGAGAAAUCUGCUGAUUUGAGAUCUAAGAAUGCAUUUGAAACCUCAAAAUCAAAUUACUUAAAAUCAUUGCAAGUAGAGAAUCUUCAAGAGGAGGAAAUGCAGGAAAAUGCAAAGCCAAGAAAUUAUCAACUCUCAAAAAUUUGGGGUCUUCAGAGACCAGAGAUUGUCAAGCUUCUACUGGGCUUUCUUUUGGGUAUGCAUGCGGGUGCAAUACUUUCAGUCUUUCCUUACCUUCUAGGCCAAGCUCUUCAAAUCUACUUCGACAGCGACAAAUCAAAACUGAAGAAAGAUGUUGGCCACCUCUGUUUAAUACUUGUAGGCCUUGGAUUUGGUUGCAUUAUUUCCAUGACAGGCCAGCAAGGUUUAUGCGGAUGGGCAGGAACUAAACUUACCUUGAGAAUACGGGACCUCUUAUUUCGAUCUAUACUAAAGCAAGAACCUGGAUGGUUUGAUUUCGAAGAAAAUUCCAUAGGAGUGCUUGUUUCAAAGCUCUCAAUUGAUUGUAUCAGUUUCCGAUCCAUUCUUGGUGAUAGAUUCUCAGUCUUGUUAAUGGGUUUAAGUUCGGCUGCUGUUGGUCUUGGUCUGUCAUUUUAUCUUCAAUGGCGAUUGACUCUUUUGGCGGCUGCACUAACUCCUUUUACUCUAGGUGCUAGCUACCUGAGUUUGAUCAUAAACGUAGGACCAAAACUAGAUAAUAGCUCCUAUGCCAAAGCUAGCACAAUUGCUGCUGGUGCUGUUUCAAGUAUAAGAACAGUAACAACCUUCUCCGCUCAAGACCAAAUAGUGAAGUCCUUUGAUAGAGCCCUGGCUGAACCCAAGAAGAAAUCAGUGAGAAGGUCGCUAGUUCUAGGCCUAACACUCGGAUUUUUUCAAGGGGCAAUGUAUGGUGCAUAUACCUUAACACUAUGGUUUGGUGCCUACCUUGUAAGAGAAGGCGAUGCAAACAUUGGUGAGGUAUAUAAGAUUUUCCUCAUUCUUGUGCUAAGUUCGUUUUCCGUUGGACAACUAGCAGGGCUAGCGCCAGAUACUUCCAUGGCUGCAACAGCAAUUCCUGCUAUAUUCAAUAUCAUUCAUCGAAGGCCAUUGAUUGGUAGCGAUCAGGACAGAGGUAAAAAAGUAGAUAGAUCGAACCUAUUGGACAUUGAGCUGAAGAUGGUAACUUUUGCAUACCCCUCUAGGCCUGAGAUUAUUGUGUUGAGGGAUUUUUGCUUAAAGAUCAAAGGUGGUAGCAUGGUGGCCUUAGUUGGGGGUAGUGGGUCAGGAAAAUCAACUGUUGUAUGGUUGAUACAAAGGUUUUAUGAUCCUAAUCAAGGGAAGGUGACGAUGGGAGGGGUGGAUCUGAGGGAGUUGAAUGUCAAGUGGUUAAGGAGUCAAACAGCUUUGGUUGGUCAAGAGCCUGCGUUGUUUGCUGGUAGUAUAAGAGAAAACAUUGCAUUUGGAAAUCCUAAUGCUUCAUGGGCUGAGAUCGAGGAGGCUGCAAGUGAAGCUUACAUUCACGACUUCAUCAGUAGCCUCCCUCAAGGCUAUGAAACUCGGGUAGGAGAGAGUGGGGUUCAACUAUCUGGUGGCCAAAAACAAAGAAUAGCAAUAGCGAGGGCAAUUCUGAAGAGAUCAAGGGUGCUGCUGCUAGAUGAAGCAAGCAGUGCGUUGGACUUGGAAUCAGAGAAACACGUCCAAAAGGCACUAAAGAAGAUCUCUAAGAGGGCAACAACUAUUAUAGUGGCGCACAGGCUUUCUACCAUUAGAGAAGCUGAUAUGAUUGGCGUGGUGAAAGAAGGGGCAGUGGUGGAGUAUGGUAGUCAUGAUGCACUCUUGAAUUCGCAUCUUAAUGGAGUGUAUGCUACUAUGGUUCGUGCAGAAACUGAAACUAAUGCAUUUGCUUGA